GGUUAUAUUUCAUUCUCCAUUAAAAUUCCCUACACAAAUCAUUAUUCUUAUCAAAAUAUGAGAAGCUUCUAUCAUUCCAAUCCCUUCGCAGUUUGCAGCUUCACUUAAAAAAAAAACUAUAUGCAUAUCACAUUCCUGCCAUUACUUGUCCACCUCCCAAUUAAUCAAUUGAAGUCUAUGAAAUAAACCUUUAACACUCAGAUUAUGUUAACCAUACGAAACUUCAAUAUUCAUUACAAAAUUAUUGACGACAAAUCACAUCAACCGCAGCCAUCCAACAUGGAGGUGGCAGCCUGGCAGGCAUCAAAUCAUUCUCCAAUUACUAAAUAAGACGAAACACCCAACGUAAGCCAUGAUAACACUUCACUUCAUCCUCAUCUUCCUAUAUAGUAGGAAAUGUCAAGAUUCGUUUGUCUAUUAUAUAUUCGUGUCAAAUUAUCGUCAAUUAAAGUAGAAAUACCUUUGAAAACCCGAAAAAAAAUAAAAAAAAUCCCUCUUUGUAACUCCCAAUUCCAUAUAGUGAAUGCCAUCAUCAAGAAUGGCGGAAUCGAAAAAUGCAGAGCUUGUGUUGAUUCCAGCAGCAGGGGUAAGCCAUUUGGUGCCAUUUGUAGAGUUGGCAAAUCUCCUCAUCACUCAAACCAAUGAUCUCUCAAUCACUAUCCUAAUCAUGGCCCCCCCUUCCGACACAAAAAUCCUUAGCUACAAGAAAUCCUUGGAAGAAUCCUCGGAUCCUCGGAUCAAGUUUGUUGAUCUCAAACCAGAACUGACCGACGACCCUUCAAAAACACCACCAGCCGGUAUCCAUUUUUUCUUCCAAUUCGUUGACAACCACAAACCUCAUGUAAGAAAAAUCCUUUCUGAAAAAAAUGAUUCAUCGACUUCUAAGCUUGCUGGGGUGGUUGCGGAUAUGUUCUGCACAACCUUUUUCGAUGUGGCCGCUAAAUUAGGGGUCCCGCAUUAUGUGUUUUUCACUUGUGGGGCUUCGAUGUUUGGGCUAAUGUUGCAUCUCCAGAGCUUGAGAGAUGAUCACAAUGUGGAUGUUACAGAGUUUAAGAUUUCGGACAAGAGUACCAAGAUUCGAGUUCCGACUUACAUCAAUCCUGUUCCGGUCAGGGUGAUUCCAUCUGUGUUCUUGGAGAAAGGAUGCAGUGAUUUGUUUCUGGACCAGGCGAAGAGAUACAGAAAGGCUAAUGGAAUCAUAAUUAACACCUUCAAAGAAAUGGAAAUCCAGGCUAUUGAGGCUUUGAGUAAUGACAGUAAAAUCCCACCAGUUUACGCAAUUGGACCUUUGUUGAAUCUUAAAGGAGGGAAAUGGAAUGAUAACAACCAGAAGAAGAAGCAGAAAGAAGAAGAAGAUGAACAGAGUAUUAUAAAAUGGCUGGAUCUUCAACCUGAAUCCUCUGUUGUGUUCCUCUGUUUUGGAAGUGGAGGAGCAUUUGAUGGUGAACAAGUCAAGGAAAUGGCGAAAGGGAUCGAGCGUUCUGGUUACCGUUUCUUAUGGUCAUUGAGAAAGCCACCUUCUUCAGACAACUUCGGUUACGCUGAUGACUAUGAGAAUCUGGAAGAUGUAUUGCCGGAAGGGUUCUUGCAGCGAAAUUCGGGUGCCGGAAAAAUCAUAGGAUGGGCACCACAGGCUGCCAUUCUGUCACAUCCGGCAGUGGGAGGCUUCGUUUCGCAUUGUGGGUGGAAUUCGAUCCUGGAAAGUGUUUGGUUUGGCAUGCCGGUCGCGACUUGGCCGCUUUACGCCGAGCAGCAAGUGAAUGCAUUUCUGCUGGUGAAGGAAUUGGAGAUGGCCGUGGAGAUCAAAAUGGACUAUAGGAAACAUACUCGGGAAACGCCCGAGUUGAGUAGCGAAGAUGUAAGUGCUGAAUUGAUGGAAAGGGGGAUUAGGCUAGUUAUGGAAGCAGUGAGCGAAGUGAGAAAGAAGGUGAAGCAAAUGCAAGUUAAGAGUCUAUCUGUCUAUGAGGAGGAGGGAGGAUCGUCUUAUACUUCUGUGAAAUAUUUCAUUGAUGAUGUGAUAAGCAAUGCCCUCUGAGAUUUUCCAAUCUUUCCCAAAACAAGUAUCAAGUAUCAAUAGUCUUCAGUCAGUUUCUGCUGCACUUGAAAGCGGUUAAUUAGUUUUUUUUUUUUUUUCCUUUUUCUUUUUUUUUUUU
This is a messenger RNA of Oldenlandia corymbosa var. corymbosa, 2153 nucleotides long. The record is from the annotation of a GenBank genome assembly. NCBI's taxonomy places the organism in Eukaryota, Viridiplantae, Streptophyta, Magnoliopsida, Gentianales, Rubiaceae.